UUCCUCAGAUAGUUGUUGUGGUGGCCUUAGGAGAGAUGGAAGAGACGGGGCAGCUUAAAAGAGCUUUUAUAGAUGCUUCGGCUGGUGCAAUUUCUGGUGGUAUAUCCAGGACUGUAACAUCACCUCUUGAUGUUAUUAAAAUCAGAUUCCAGGUUCAACUGGAACCCACUACCCAGUGGGCCUUACUUACAAGAACUGUAUGUGGCAAUUCCAAUUCAAAAUACACGGGGAUGUUGCAAGCCAGUAGAGACAUACUCAGAGAAGAAGGUUUACCGGGAUUUUGGCGGGGUAACGUCCCUGCUUUACUGAUGGUUAUGCCAUACACUGCAAUACAAUUUGCGGUGUUGCACAAGUUGAAAACUUUUGCUAGUGGCUCUUCAAAGUCAGAGGAUCACGUUAACUUGAGCCCUUAUCUUUCUUACAUCAGUGGAGCAUUAGCAGGCUGUGCAGCUACUGUUGGUUCUUAUCCAUUUGAUCUUUUGAGAACCAUUUUAGCUUCUCAAGGAGAGCCAAAGGUUUAUCCAAACAUGAGGGCUGCAUCUGUUGAUAUAUUCAGAACUCGUGGCAUUCGAGGACUGUAUUCUGGAUUGACACCUACUCUUGUUGAGAUUGUUCCUUAUGCUGGUUUGCAAUUUGGGACUUAUGAUACAUUCAAACGCUGGAUGAUGGCCUGGAAUCAUCUUAGAUCUUCUAAUGCUAUCCAUGGUGAUGAGCAAGUGUCAAGCUUCCAGCUUUUCAUCUGCGGUUUAGCUGCUGGGACAUGUGCGAAAGCUGUCUGUCAUCCUCUUGAUGUUGUCAAGAAGAGGUUCCAGAUUGAAGGACUACAAAGACAUCCAAGGUAUGGAGCUCAACUGAAGCCUCACGCCUACAAGAAUAUGUAUGAUGGCCUCAGGCGGAUCUUGAUCGAGGAGGGUUGGGCCGGACUUUACAAAGGGAUUGUUCCCUCAGUUAUUAAAGCUGCACCUGCAGGUGCUGUGACAUUUGUUGCUUACGAGUAUACAUCAGACUGGUUAGAGUCCAAAUUGACUUGAAGCAUACAUAGCACUUUUUCUUACUUCCUCGUCAUUGGUGGUGGCAACUGGAAAGGGCCUCUGAUAUUUUUGAGCUCGUUUAUUUUUUUGUCAUUCUUUUUCUCCUUGCAUCUUAAGAAGGUCCAAAGGAAGUAAAAAGUCGGGCCAUAAUUGACACUUGUUGCAAGAUGAGGAGUAUAUAGGUUUUAUUCAGUUGAAUGACGUCUUUUUUGUCUGUUCAAGAAGACACUGAGCUCCUUUGUUGGCGACCACAAUUUCUCAUGCCUUGACAAUAUGAGAGGUUUGUUGGAAGCUCUUGGUGCUUCUUUUUUCUCUUUUGGAUCUCCCUUAGAUGCUUUUUAACUGAUUCACUCUAUAAGGCCAUCCGUAUAUAAUGCUGGAGCCAAUCAUUGAGUCAAGUUUGCCUUCGAUUAA
Molecule: messenger RNA, 1445 nt
Organism: Solanum verrucosum
Lineage: Eukaryota; Viridiplantae; Streptophyta; Magnoliopsida; Solanales; Solanaceae
Product: mitochondrial thiamine diphosphate carrier 2-like
Exons: 8
Coding region: 36-1031 (331 amino acids)
Biological process (GO): thiamine pyrophosphate transmembrane transport
Cellular component (GO): mitochondrial inner membrane
Molecular function (GO): thiamine transmembrane transporter activity
Source: RefSeq, a predicted model, not a curated record